Cylicocyclus nassatus is the source of this 594-nucleotide messenger RNA. Lineage: Eukaryota; Metazoa; Nematoda; Chromadorea; Rhabditida; Strongylidae. The record is from the annotation of a GenBank genome assembly.
AUGCAAAUUCCACCACCUGUAUCAGUUAUGGAAUAUUCUGCAAUACACGACACAUGGUCUUACAUGGACGAUUCGCAUACUACUGUAUUUAGUGACUAUUAUAGCGAGAGAUUGGUUGGAAGUCUUGUUGAUGAAGCAUCGUCUGCAACAACACUGGACUGCCCCAGCAUCGUUUAUGAGGAUCCAACCUACAUCAAUAUCCAUCUAGAAGUAGGUCGUCCCAGUAUUUUUCAUUUCGGAGAUCGCUACAAAGGUCUAUUCAUGUUUCUUCGAGAAACCAAUACUAAGAAAAAAGUUAUUUCUUCUCUUCAAGAUGACAUAGAAACGUUACUAAAUUUGAAGAGCAAUUGCAAGCUAAGUAGCGAGAACGAAGCAACAUUUGCUACGGACAUCAUUAUUUUUGCAACAAUGAUCGACAACCAUUUGCGACGAGUUCAGCGACACUCAACGGCUGAAUUCGAUGUCCUCGUGAAGAAACUGACAAAGCUGGAGAUGAAAUGGAGACUAAACACUGCUUCCACGCUAAGCUUUUCUCCAUUGAGAAACCUCUUCAGGUUUAUCUCAGCUAGUAUUUUUGGUAAAUUAUCUAGAUGA